AAUAUCGUAGUUUUCUAGUCAAAUGCUUCAAGCUAAGCGAAACUUUAGUUAACAUCAGAAAGAAAUGCAGUGAAUUUAUUUUCAAGUGCUUUCUAUAUUAUUUGACAUCAUGGGCAGCUGCAAAAUUACUGAAGUCAAAAAUAUCAAUGGUGAAUUACCAAAACUACCAAUAGAGAAUGAUGGUCCGGCCGAUUUUCAAACAGCGAUAGCGGCAACAAAGUUCGGAAAAUUUAAUAUAUUCCUAUUAUUGGUCGCUAUACCUUCAGCUUUAUCAAUUAACUGCGAAACAGGAAUAAUAUCUUUCAUCAUUCCGGCGGCAGCAUGCGAUUUGGAACUAACGUCAAGUCAGAAAGGAUUGCUUAACUCUAUGUCUUUUGUAGGAAUGGUACUCUCAGGAUUUUUCUGGGGUUUCUUAUUGGAUACGUUGGGAAGGAAAAAAAUGAUAUUUUUAGGUCUCUCGGCGCACUGGAUGGUAAUGUUAGCAAAAAGUUUCAGCUGGCGAAUCGACAUGCUAUGCUUGUUCCAAUUUUUCGGAGGAGCACUAGCUGGUGGAGUAUACGUAGCAGUAAACACCUACCUCCACGAAUUCCACUCAACUGAAUACAGAGGAAGACUCCAAAUGGCAUAUGGAGCCAUGUUCGGUACAGCAAACAUAAUUAUACCACUGAUAUCUGGAAGUAUUAUGGCUUUGGACAUUAACAUCAAUUUAGGGUUAAUAGAGUAUUAUUCCUGGAAUUUAUUAUUUUUAAUAAGCGGGAUACCACCUGCUUUAGCUGCACUCGGUUUCUACUUCUUGCCUGAAACCCCGAAAUUCUUAAUGAGCUGUGGUGACAGCGAAAGUGCUUUAAAGGUAUUUAGGCAGGUUUAUAGAAUAAACACGGGACAAAGUGAAGAAUUUUAUCCGAUUAAAGAACUAAUACAUGAAGUGACCGAAAAAGAGCAACCCAGCACACAACACUCCUGGUUAAUGUAUAUUAAAUUGGGCUGGAAACAAAUAUCGCCUUUAUUCGGAAAAGAACAUCGAUUAAAUUUGUUUUUAGUCUGCAGCACCCAAGUUAUUUUGCAAAUAACAUUAAAUACAGCUCGCAUCUAUUCACCCCAAGUAUUUCAAGCUGAGCACGAUUAUGAAACGACAUUCAACUCAUCUGGAACAUUAUGCGAAGUAUUAUCAAUACUGAAAAAGCCAAAACUGGAAGAAGGGGAAGAAUUUGUUUGUUCAGUAAAUUUGGAAAAUAACUUUGGAGUAUACUUAAAUUCCAUUAUAAUUGGCACCGCAACACUCAUGUCAUACGGAAUGGCCGGUACUCUAAUAAAUACAUUUGGAAGGAAGAAUUUACUGAAUGUUCUAAAUAUAACUGGAAGUAUCUCCAUCAGUUGUUUAUAUUUUUCAUACAACAACAUAAUGACAUUAACUCUGUACUCGAUAUUCUUCGGUUCAGUAGGAAUAUGCUUUGACAUCAUUAUAACUAUCGUGGUAGUUUUAUUUCCCACCACACUAAGAGCAAUGGCUUUUUCUAUCAAUCUUCUACUUGGUCGUUUGCUAACAGUGGGUGGCAAUUUGAUGGUACCAUUGUUGGUAGAGCUUGGCUGCGCACCGCCUUUCUUGACUUGGGGUAGUCUCAGUUUAGUUGCGCUGCUGUUGUCCUGUCUAAUCCCUAACACCGAAAAACUGGAUAUGAAGUAACUGAACUAUGAAAUUGAUGCAAAUAAAUGACUGAUUAUAUUUUAAGGCAAAUUUGACUAGCAAAAUGUGAAUAAUUAACUGUGUUGCUAAAGUUUCCUUUUUUAUGUGCAAUAUAUUUAAUGCAAUUGUUUUUUUAAUAAAAUAUACGUUAAAAAUU
This is a messenger RNA of Sitophilus oryzae (rice weevil), 1841 nucleotides long. RefSeq names its product putative transporter svop-1. Lineage: Eukaryota; Metazoa; Arthropoda; Insecta; Coleoptera; Curculionidae. The record is from RefSeq and is a predicted model, not a curated record. The coding region runs from base 110 to 1684 and encodes 524 amino acids. Gene Ontology annotation, biological process: transmembrane transport. Gene Ontology annotation, cellular component: membrane. Gene Ontology annotation, molecular function: transmembrane transporter activity. The transcript is spliced from 11 exons.